Molecule: messenger RNA, 1679 nt
Organism: Ciona intestinalis (vase tunicate)
Lineage: Eukaryota; Metazoa; Chordata; Ascidiacea; Phlebobranchia; Cionidae
Source: RefSeq, a predicted model, not a curated record
AGGCGAUUAGCGGCUGGUACAAGAAAGAUUGCACCUCACCAUUCAUCCAUGUUCUUCAUUCAAGAUUCUAAAGUGGAGGAGUUUAUUGAGAGUUACUGUGAUAAAGUUAAACGUGACCAGAGUUGCAGUGAUUUUCAAGCUGGAGAUAAAGUUCGGUCAAAAUCUAAGAACAAAAAAACUGGAUGAAAAGGGUAUAUUUGGAGCAUGUUGCAGACAUGAGUUCCCAAAAUUGUUCAUGAAUUUAAAGCAUGGAGAAAGACUGGGAUAUCCCUGUUAUGCUGUUAACACGUCUAAUUCAAAACAACUCAAAUGCAACUGUCAAGGUUUUUUAUGACAUUGCUUGUCGUUUAGAGGACCAUCUGAGGGCCAAGAACAACACAGAACUUUUACAGAAACUGGCAUUUGCUGUACCUGUGUUUCACGGUUAUGGGCAUAACAUGGAUUGUCAAAUAAAAUAUAACCCACGAAGAAAAACAGGGUUUGGAUUAACAGAAGGAGAGACGGUAGAGCGAUUAUGGUCAUUUUUAAGAAAUUUCAACAAGGUUACCAAAGAAAUGUUGCCGGAACACAGAACCGACUUGUUAACUGAUGGUUUAAUUCACUACGGUGCUAAGCUUAAGUCUAAAUUUUGUGUUUUAAUGGUGCAAAAGUUCCAAAGAGCUGUUGCAACUAAAGUAAAGGCUAAUGCAGAAUAUGAUCUUCUGCUGUCCUCUUAUCCAGGAAAAUUCAAUGUUCAUGAAGCUAUGCUACAUGAUUUCAAAAAAUUAGUUGUUGAACCAAAGUUAACAAAGGAGGAGGAGCAUGCCAUGAAGCUUUGGCAACUAGAAAGUCAGCGAUUGAAACUUAUUGCUCUUGAAAAGGAUGUGCACCCAGAUACCAAAGCUAUCAUAGAUGUAACCGGAACAAUAGCACGAUUAGACAAACAACCUCAUAUGAUCCCAUGGACUUGACCUCACUCACGGUGACAUAAUGGUUCAUCUUAAAAAGGCCGUAGGAAAAAAAGAUCAACUUUGCUUUCAAAGUUGGAAAAGCAAAAACUUGAGCGCCGCUUUCUCCUUACUUUGAUAGGAAAAUAUCCAAUGUGUCAAGCAAUUGCUAAGCGCAUUCUACAAAAUGUCCAACGAGUACCAGCACUAAUCAAAAAGCUGUCCGAGCUGCCGUGUAGCAAUGACUUGCCUUCUACAUUGACUGUUGAAAUUGUUUUAAACCCGGAUUUAUCCCCGUCACCAACUGCUUUAGUGGAGGACAGCAUGUUUACCGUUAAGCGAACACUUGUUCAAUUGCACUGCAUGUCCCAAAGAGCUGAUGACAAUUUUUGAAAAAGGAUAUGGCAGGAAUUUUAAAAUUUUAAAUGCAACAAAUUAACAUUUUAAAUAGUUUGUGUAAGAAAAAUCCAAAACUUUGGCAUUAUAUUCUGACUCAGCAAAUGCGGGUAAAUUCGGUUCAUCAGCAGUUAAGCGAGGAUUUUAAACAAUAUAUUGAGGAUAACUCAAAUCAACACACUCUUGAGGACAUGGAAGUUAACAAUAAUAAUCAGGAAGGACCACACAUUGAGGAACUGUUAAAUUGUUUUAGUGAUGCGGACUCAGCAGAUGAUGAAUAAGUUUUUGUUUAUAAUUUAUACCCUCUGUGUAAUUCAAUUAUAAUAUACAUAUAGUAGGGUGGGGGAAGAUGGGGCU